This is a messenger RNA of Penicillium canariense, 1503 nucleotides long. Its product is annotated as replication factor C subunit 2. NCBI's taxonomy places the organism in Eukaryota, Fungi, Ascomycota, Eurotiomycetes, Eurotiales, Aspergillaceae. The transcript has 5 exons. The record is from RefSeq and is a predicted model, not a curated record. Gene Ontology annotation, molecular function: ATP hydrolysis activity; DNA clamp loader activity; ATP binding. Gene Ontology annotation, biological process: DNA-templated DNA replication; DNA repair. Gene Ontology annotation, cellular component: DNA replication factor C complex; nucleus. Bases 1 to 1503 code for a protein of 500 amino acids.
AUGAAGAAGUCAUACGGCCGCACCCUGCACCACCUUGCUCUCACACCGCAAGAAGGCAUCAUUGAUAAGAUCGGGCGCAUGGCUGAGGGCGAAGGGAAGCAGAGCAGGAACAUUGAUGAUAUUUCGCCCGAGGAAAAGCACAGACAAGAUGGGACCUCGCAAUCCGAAGAAGCGGAUGUUCGAGACGGAGAAGCCGCUGUUGGGAUGUUUGGAGAUUUCGGAGGUGUAAUGAUAGUCCACGCCAGUUAUGAAACAUUCAAGCAUGCAUCAUAUCAUUUCCGGAAUUCGAAAUCAAUAAACAAGAUAGUCAGUUUCAGACUCCGACUAUACGCGCAAAGUUUCUUCAACAACAAGGCCCGUGCCGCGGCGGCUGCUUCAAGCAGCUCCAAGACCAAAGCAAGCGACAGCAAGGACGAUUCAACCCGCCUGCAGCCCUGGGUUGAGAAAUAUCGUCCUAAAACUCUUGACGAUGUCGCUGCGCAAGACCACACAACAAAGGUUCUACAGCGCACCUUGCAAGCUUCCAACCUCCCUCACAUGCUCUUCUACGGCCCUCCAGGCACUGGUAAAACCUCCACCAUCCUCGCCCUCGCCAAAUCCCUCUUCGGCCCCGCGCUCUACCGCUCCCGCAUCCUCGAACUCAACGCCUCCGACGAGCGAGGCAUCAACAUCGUCCGUGUUAAAGUUAAAAACUUCGCUCGUGCACAGCUCUCCCAACCAACCGGCCUAGACGCUGCUUACCGCGCACAAUACCCCUGCCCACCCUUCAAGAUCAUCAUUCUGGACGAGGCGGACAGCAUGACCCAGGACGCGCAGUCUGCGCUACGCCGCACGAUGGAGCAGUACUCCCGCAUCACCCGCUUCUGUCUGGUAUGUAACUAUGUGACACGCAUUAUCGAGCCGCUUGCGAGUCGAUGCAGCAAAUUCCGCUUCAAGAGCUUGGACAAUGCCGCCGCAGGCGAACGAGUAGCGGAGAUUGCGCGCGCAGAGAAUCUGAAACUCGAUGAUGGUGCUAUUGAGACGCUUAUCCGGUGCGGUGAGGGUGAUUUGCGCCGCGCCAUUACAUACCUGCAGAGUGCGGCCCGGUUAGUGGGUGCUGUGCGUGUGGGUGGGAAGGAUGCCGAUGAGGAUGCUGAGAUGACGGAUGCUGGGAGCUCGGGUCAAGGCACUAUCUCAGUCCGUACUAUCGAGGAGAUUGCGGGCGUUGUUCCGGAGGGUAUUUUGGACAACUUGCUCGAGGCUAUGCAGCCGAAGGGCUCGGGUUCGGCGUACGAAGCUGUUUCACGGGUGGUCACGGAUCUUGUUGCAGAUGGGUGGAGUGCAACACAGCUUGUUGGCCAGUUGUAUCGGCGAAUUGUGUUUAACGAAGCUAUCCCUGAUCUCCAGAAGAAUAAGAUCGUCAUGGUCUUCUCGGAGAUGGAUAAGCGGCUGGUCGAUGGUGCGGACGAGCACCUGUCCGUACUGGACUUGGCUCUGCGCAUUGCUGGUAUCUUGCGCGCGUGA